AUGUCAGCCGAGGUGCGGCUGAGGCAGCUCCAGCAACUGGUGCUGGACCCCAGCUUCCUGGGGCUGGAGUCCCUGCUCGACCUUCUCCUGGGCGUCCACCAGGAGCUGGGCGCCUCCGACCUGGCCCAGGACAAGUACGUGGUCGACUUCUUGGAGUGGGCGGAGCCCAUCGCGGCGAGGCUUAAAGAAGUCCGACUGCAGAGGGAUGAUUUCGAGAUUCUGAAGGUGAUCGGACGCGGGGCGUUCAGCGAGGUAGCGGUAGUGAAGAUGAAGCAGACCGGCCAGGUGUACGCCAUGAAGAUCAUGAAUAAGUGGGACAUGCUGAAGAGAGGCGAGGUGUCGUGUUUUCGUGAAGAGAGGGAUGUGCUGGUGAACGGGGACCGGCGCUGGAUCACGCAGCUUCACUUCGCCUUCCAGGACGAGAACUACCUGUACCUGGUCAUGGACUACUACGUGGGCGGGGACCUGCUAACGCUGCUGAGCAAGUUUGGGGAGCGGAUCCCGGCCGAGAUGGCGCGCUUUUACCUGGCCGAGAUUGUUAUGGCCAUAGACUCGGUGCACCGGCUGGGCUACGUGCACAGAGACAUCAAGCCGGACAACAUCCUCCUGGACCGCUGCGGCCACAUCCGCUUGGCCGAUUUCGGCUCCUGCCUGAAGAUGCAGGAAGACGGAACGGUGCGGUCACUGGUGGCCGUGGGCACCCCGGACUACCUGUCCCCCGAGAUCCUGCAGGCCGUGGGCGGCGGGCCUGGGACGGGUAGCUACGGGCCCGAGUGUGACUGGUGGGCGCUGGGCGUGUUCGCCUAUGAAAUGUUCUACGGGCAGACGCCCUUCUACGCCGACUCCACGGCUGAGACGUAUGGCAAGAUCGUUCACUACAAGGAGCACCUGUCCCUGCCGCUGGCAGACUCAGGGAUCCCCGAGGAGGCUCGAGACCUCAUCCAGCGGCUGCUGUGUCCCCGGGAGAUACGGCUGGGCCGGGAUGGAGCGGGUGACUUCCGGGAGCAUCCUUUCUUUUUUGGUCUCGACUGGGAUGGACUCCGCGAAAGCACGCCCCCCUUUACGCCAGACUUUGAGGGCGCUACCGACACGUGCAACUUCGACGUGGUGGAGGACACGCUCACUGCCAUGGUGAGCGGGGGCGGGGAAACGCUGUCAGACAUUCGGGAGGGUUUGCCGCUGGGGAUCCACCUGCCUUUCGUGGGCUAUUCCUACUCCUGCAUGGCCCUCAGGGACGAUGAGGGCCCAGGCCCCACACCCAUGGAGCUGGAGGCCCAGCCACUGCCUGAGCCACACGUAGAAGCUCCCAGCCUGGAGGAAACAGUAAGUGAGAGAAGAGGGUCCGCGGAAGUGGCAGUUCCGGAGGCGACCUUCCAGGCGGUGGCGGCUGAGAUGACGCUGCGGGAGCUCCAGGAGGCCCUGGAGGAGGAGGUGCUCUCCCGGCAGAGCCUGAGCCGGGAGCUGGAGGCCAUCCGCACGACCAACCAGAGUUUCGCCAGUCAACUACGCGAGGCCGAGGCCCGGAACCGAGAUCUGGAGGCGCACGUUCGGCAGCUACAGGAGCGGAUGGAGGAGCUGAAGGCAGAGGGAGCCGCAGCUGUCACGGGGGUCCCCAGUCCCCGGGCCACGGAUCCACCUUCCCAUCUAGAUGGCCCCCCGGCCGUGGCUAUGGGCCAGUGCCCGCUGGUGGGGUCAGGCCCCCUGCACCGCCGCCACCUGCUGCUCCCUGCCAGGGUCCAUAGGCCUGGCUUAUCGGAGGCGCGUUCCCUGCUCGUGCUCGCCGCUGCUCUGGCUCAUGCCGCCGCCCUGGGCGGCACUGGGUUGGUGGCCCGCGCCAGCCGUCUCGCCCCAGCCAGGCGCCGCCCCGGAGCCACCUUCGCCCCCUGA
Trichechus manatus latirostris (Florida manatee) is the source of this 1887-nucleotide messenger RNA. It is a transcript of the gene DMPK, whose product is annotated as DM1 protein kinase. Gene Ontology annotation, biological process: peptidyl-threonine phosphorylation; actomyosin structure organization. The transcript has 15 exons. Gene Ontology annotation, molecular function: ATP binding; protein serine/threonine kinase activity. Gene Ontology annotation, cellular component: cytoskeleton; cytoplasm. The record is from RefSeq and is a predicted model, not a curated record. Bases 1 to 1887 code for a protein of 628 amino acids. Lineage: Eukaryota; Metazoa; Chordata; Mammalia; Sirenia; Trichechidae.